Messenger RNA from Erythranthe guttata (spotted monkey flower), 1246 nucleotides. Its product is annotated as catalytic/ hydrolase. NCBI's taxonomy places the organism in Eukaryota, Viridiplantae, Streptophyta, Magnoliopsida, Lamiales, Phrymaceae. Gene Ontology annotation, molecular function: carboxy-lyase activity; hydrolase activity. The record is from RefSeq and is a predicted model, not a curated record.
AAAGAGACUUUAUUUAUGUGAGGGAAUAAACAAACAAAUAAUGGCAGCAGUGAAACUGAACUCGCUGCAGCCUCUGGCAAUUCACAUUUCCUCAAAUAUUUCUGGGCUUAACGGAUUCAAAGGGAAGUCGAAUUCAAACCCUAGAUUACAACAACGGUGCACCGCUCAAAUGUCAACCGGAAAUCGACCCGACCCGCCCAAAGUCAUCGACUCGCAUUUACACGUAUGGGCUUCCCCUCAACAGGCUGCAAAGGAGUACCCGUAUUUUCCGGGUCAGGAGCCCACUUUACCGGGUCAUGUUGAUUUCUUGCUUGAGUGCAUGAGAGAGGGUGGUGUAGAUGGAGCCCUUAUAGUGCAGCCCAUCAAUCAUAAGUUUGAUCAUUCUUAUGUAACAAGUGUCUUGAAGAAAUACCCUUCGAAGUUUCUUGGUUGUUGCCUUGCGAAUCCGGCUGAAGAUGGGACAGGCAUCAAACACCUUCAAAAUCUCGUUUCCAAGGAUGGAUAUCGUGCUGUGCGCUUCAAUCCAUACUUGUGGCCGUCUGGUCAAUUGAUGACAAAUGAAGUGGGGAAGGCCAUGUUUGCGAAAGCUGGAGAGCUUGGUGUACCAGUUGGUUUCAUGUGCAUGAAGGGUCUUGAUCUGCAUUUAUCGGAAAUCGAACAACUCUGCACGGAGUUUCCUUCUACAGUUGUUAUACUUGAUCAUUUGGGUUUCUGUAAACCCCCAACAAAUUACGAAGAAGAAAAAAUAUUCUCAAAGCUGCUGCACCUAUCUAGAUUUCCACAGGUAUAUGUAAAACUAAGUGCCCUAUUCAGAGUUUCGAGAAAUCCAUAUCCGUAUGAAGAUUUGUCCGACGUUUUAUCAAAAAUUGUUUCUAGCUACGGUGCUAACCGUGUCAUGUGGGGAAGUGAUUUUCCGUAUGUGGUUCCUGAGUGUGGCUAUAAAGAAGCAAAAGAAGCAGUGGUUAAACUAAUCGAACAAGUGGAGUUAUCAUCUUCGGAGAAGGAAUGGAUAAUGGGUCGAACCGUUUAUCAAAUCUUCAACAGUCGAUGGUCUUCUUCGUAAAUAUCCAUCCCUCACCAUAUUAUGGCUCCCAUUCCGUAUCAUUAGUAACCACGGAAGCUGAAGAGAAUUCGGAGUUGUGAAAUGAACUAUUGCUUCGAAUCCCACUUUUGUACGGUGUUUUUUUUUAGUAACAAACAUAGCCUUCAUAUGGCCAAGAGGGGGGGCCAUGGCCCCUCUUAACUU